GGUUGCUGGGGUUACAAGUUGAAUACGGAAGUGGCCCUCAUGGAAACAUGGCCGUGCAAAACUGGAUCGAUGUCCUGAAAUCUUCGCAGAAAACGGCCUUGAUACAGGACGGGAAAAGGAAGAUCCAUUACCUCUUCACAGAUGGAAAAGAAAUGGCUGAAGAGUACAACUUGAAAACAGAUGAACUCAUCUGUAGAAAGUGGCGGCAGAAAAGCACGCUGGGAGUUCAGGGUGUUUGGCAGGUAGAAGUUGGGGAGCCAGUAAACGUACCUGCAGCCCUCAACUCCGAUGUCAUUAAAGAAAACUGCUCCAAUCCGGUGUUUAUGCGCAAAGACACAAAAACCAGCUUUCAGUGGCGAAUCCGUAACCUUCCCUAUACCAAGGAUGUCUUCAGUGUUUCCAUGGAGCCCUCUGAGAGAUGCAUCAUCAUAAAGACCACAAAUAAAAAGUAUUACAAGAAGUUCAGUGUUCCUGAUCUGGAUCGAAGCCAGCUGCCGCUCGAUGGCUCCGCACUCAGUUACACACAUGCCAACAACACUUUAAUAGUCAGUUACCAGAAACCCAAAGAGAUUUUAACCCUGGAGCAGGAGCUGCUGAAGGAAGUGAAGAAACUGAAGGGGACCGGUGAAGGGGACGUCGACUGUACAACCCAGUGAAUUCUGAGUAUGACGAAAAGAAAAUGAUAGAGGGCUGCAUUUCAGGCAGCGCCUCAGAUGGUCAUAUCCCUCCUUACUCGCAGGCUUGUUUUUAAGCUUUUUGUUUGGCUCCUCAGUGCCUUGUCUCUGGGCUAGUGCUUUCAGUUUUGAUGGAUAAUUAUUCAAUCUGAUGUAGACAGUAUUAAUAAUAAAAAGACAACACACAGACA
Xiphophorus maculatus (southern platyfish) is the source of this 865-nucleotide messenger RNA. RefSeq names its product deleted in primary ciliary dyskinesia homolog (mouse) (gene dpcd). The record is from RefSeq and is a predicted model, not a curated record. The coding region runs from base 48 to 656 and encodes 202 amino acids. Lineage: Eukaryota; Metazoa; Chordata; Actinopteri; Cyprinodontiformes; Poeciliidae. The transcript has 6 exons.